AUGAACACUGUGAUGAUGACUCUAGGCGUCUUCAUUCCUUGUUAUGCCUCACAGCUCGAUUGCCAAUUGUGUCAGGAUCUGGCAUUUGCAUUGAGAGUUGCUACGAAGAUGGGCGUCGCGAAAUCGAUCGAUGAGAUAAUGGCGUAUAGAUGUUACAUGUACGAAAAGGGGAACGUGGAAGAGCGAUGCCAUGAAGUGGCGAGCACGUUGGAACAUGUCGGCAGAGAUGCUAAGAAGCGACUCAUUAAUGAAGAAAACAUUGAUAAAUGGAAGAGCGAAAAAACUCUAUGCAGAGAGUUCAUAAAACUAUGCCGUUAA
Molecule: messenger RNA, 318 nt
Organism: Cylicocyclus nassatus
Lineage: Eukaryota; Metazoa; Nematoda; Chromadorea; Rhabditida; Strongylidae
Source: the annotation of a GenBank genome assembly